Molecule: messenger RNA, 2073 nt
Organism: Esox lucius (northern pike)
Lineage: Eukaryota; Metazoa; Chordata; Actinopteri; Esociformes; Esocidae
Gene: znf326
Product: zinc finger protein 326
Exons: 11
Coding region: 191-1036 (281 amino acids)
Cellular component (GO): nucleus
Molecular function (GO): DNA binding
Source: RefSeq, a predicted model, not a curated record
GGCCCCUUGGUGGCAGUAUAUCUCCGACACGAUCGUUUGUAGACCGCCAUGAGUGAUACCAAAGAAGAAAAACAUGUUAUUGCUAGCUUUAGGUAGCGUGGCUGCAGUCAUAUCAAGGAGUGUAUAGUUAAAGACCUGUGUAUUACAACUAAAAUGUCAGUGGUCAAUAGCUAAUUAACAGGGGACGAGAAUGAAUCGACAACAUGAUUCGUGUUAUGAUUAUGGUCACGGAAGCUUCAUACCAACCCUGCGAAGUACAGAAACCGUCCAAGGUCUCACACAACACACAAAACUCCCAACUGUAAGCCCAUCAUCUUACAACUCCCAGCAAACACGCAACUCUGAAAAAACUGAGCUCUACGAUCCAUGUGACCCCGGCUCUUCAUCGGACUCAUCGGAGGUUGAGCUGACUAGAAGUCCACCAAGGUUUACCCUGUCUAACUGGGUUACAUAUCCUAACAAUGGUGAAUCAGAAUGUAGCGGAAGAGACAAAUCCAAGUCUCCAUCAGAAGUCCCAAGGAAGAGAAGCAGAAGCCCAAAUGACGACAUAGCCAGGGAUUCUUUCACCUGUGACAUGUGUAACUUGGAAUUCCCUAAAGCAACCAGCCUUGGGUUGCAUUUGAAGUGCAGUGGUCACUGGGAGAUCAUGGAACAUGUCCAGAAUCUAAGCGACUACGAUGACACCACAGUUGCCUUUUUACAUGAGGCUAUGUUAGCCAAAGUCCGGCAAGGUGAUAAACCUCAGAUAAACAAAGAAGCUGUUAGAGCGUUGCAGGACAAGGAAUACAUAACAGUGGUGGAGAUGUUACACUGCGCCCCGUGCCAAGUUUCCCUCUCCAUGCAUCCUUCGGCUCUGCAGGAUCACCUGAGCUCCAAAGACCACCUGAGAAAGAAAAUGGAACAUAGAGCUAAACAGUUACGGGACAGUGUGAACUUUGCAAAGGCCACCAUAAAUCAAAUGAAGGCUGAGUAUGCAAGUUUCCUUGAGGGCAAGGAUCCUUUUCAACAGACAACAGAGGGCCUUCAGAAGCAGUAGAUUAUGUUAGCCAACUGCUAGUAUUUACUAUGGACAGCCAACAACCACUCAUCAAAAACAACUGUAGAAAAAGACCAAAUGGACUAACUGACCUGAGCAUUGAUAUGCAGUUUCAUUUACCUGUGACACCAAUACUGGUACCGAAUACCAGUAACUGAAUUACAUGUAGAGGAUGAAUCUUAGUUUAUUAUUUUGUUUAAUGUAGAAAUUGUUUCAUGUAAUAACACAGCUAAAUGUUACUGAAAAGUAGUUUUUUUUGAACAUUUUAUUUUUAAACAUUUUAUUAAAGAAUACUUGCAAUGUCUUUCCACAAUAGGUUUUUGACCCUGAAAUAACUUGAAGACCGAAACGCACUCAAUUCAGACACUUUCACUUUCCCCACAUUGUAAUAGACUUAAAUUAUAAUUGAUUCAAUUUAAAACAAAAUUGCCAUCAAUCAGGCACACAUGACCAACUGAUGUUGAAGCAGAAACAUCGAAACUUGUGCCAAUUUAUGACCCAUCCAAUGUACAAUGUCUUUUUCCAUGACACUCCAAAUUUAACUCUGAUGCCUCCUGUGCCCUUUGAACCUCCUUGGCAAGGAGAUACUCGGGUCAGGGAUGUGACCAAGAACCCAGGGGCCAGUCUAAUGGCUUCAGACUUUCUCUGCAGAGAUCGAAACAACGUAUGACAUGCCACUUGAGGGACCCUUGGAGUAUGAGGGGGGGGGGGGAAUCCCAAGUCUGGCAGAAAACUAGGUACCGUUCAUCACUGAAAGCCAUCUUUACAGUGAAGCAUGGUGGUGGGUGCACACAGCCAAAACAAUGCUGAACUGGCUUUGGGACUAGACUGAGUGUCCUUGAAUGGGCCAGUCAAACCCACGCUUGGAACCACAGAAAUCGGUGGAAAGACCUGAAGAUUUAUUUACAGACGCUCCCAUUCAACAAGGCUUGAGGAUUUACAUGGAAGAAUGGGAGACACUGGCCGACUAGAUGGAUGCUCAAGAAACUGGGAUUUCUUGCUGAAGGCAACUGUACUAAAUAAAGGGUAUGAAAGAU